AUGACAGGUGUGAAUAAACCGAAACCAAAGAUGAUCCAAUCGAUAUUAGCAAUUCCCACCAGUUCAAAGAGAAUAACAUGUUCAACAUGUGAAAUGACUUAUAAUCCUAAUAUUCAUGAAGAUAAAACAUUACAUAAUAAACAUCAUACAAAAUUUAUUAAUGGAGUGCCGUGGAAUACAACUAAUGAUAAAGAUAUUUCAGUGCUUGAAAAUUUUAUAAUUAUUGAUAAGACAUCAGCUGUAAGAUCAACAACAGGAAAACUACGAUCUAAUCGUAAUUCUAUCAAAUGUUCAAUAAUAACAAUCAAUAAAACAAAUAAAAAACAUAUCCAAAAAGUAGAUACUGUUUUAGCUAUGGUUAAUCAAGAAUUGAAUGCAAGUCAGGAUUCUGGACAAUGGAAGAAAUCAGAAUUUGAUAAAAGUAAAGCAUUUAUUUUAAUUAUUGAAGGGAAAGCCGUGGGGUUAUGUACAACUGAUACUAUAGGAUCAAAUCAAGGUAGAUGGAUGAUUCAUAAAUCUCAAACGGUUGUUCCUAAACAAAUAAAUAAAAAUGUUAUUAUUGGAAUAUCAAGAAUUUGGAUUUGUAAUAAAUGGAGACAACAUGGAUUAGCCAUGAAAUUAUUACAAUGUAUCUUGAAACAUUCAAUUUAUGGAGUGAUACUUUCUAAAAAUCAAAUAGCAUUUAGUCAACCAAGUUUUAGUGGAGGAAUGUUGGCAAAAUCGUUUAACGGAGUAGUACACAAGAGUGGUGAAAUGCUACUUCCAGUCUAUAUUGAAUGA
Molecule: messenger RNA, 780 nt
Organism: Candida tropicalis MYA-3404
Lineage: Eukaryota; Fungi; Ascomycota; Pichiomycetes; Serinales; Debaryomycetaceae
Exons: 1
Coding region: 1-780 (259 amino acids)
Biological process (GO): mitotic sister chromatid cohesion
Cellular component (GO): nucleus; chromatin
Molecular function (GO): protein-lysine-acetyltransferase activity
Source: RefSeq, a predicted model, not a curated record